Molecule: messenger RNA, 2064 nt
Organism: Chaetomium globosum CBS 148.51
Lineage: Eukaryota; Fungi; Ascomycota; Sordariomycetes; Sordariales; Chaetomiaceae
Exons: 3
Coding region: 1-2064 (687 amino acids)
Source: RefSeq, a predicted model, not a curated record
AUGGGAAGAUCAUACGCCGGAAGGACCGGCAGACAGCGGCACAUCUGGGGACUAGGUGUCUCCGAAGGCUUCACCGGAUCCGAUUGUGAUAGACGUAAAGCACACGGCCACCACCAUACAACAGCUCAUGCUUUCACACCGGCUACUCCGCACUCUCAGAAGACUCUAGUUCACGACAAAAAGUCAUUGUCCGAGCCGAGAGCGUACCCUCGUGUUACCGAUCCCCAAGGGCCACCGCCAACUAGCUUAUUCCCAGGAACACGGUGCCGAGAUCCUGCCACACACCGUGGACUACCGUCAUGGGAGCGUCGCCCCCAGUGGGUUACCGAUUAUCAGCAAACAAAAGAGAGCCAGAAUAAACGCCCCAGCGUCGCAGAUCUGCGGCGAGCCUUUGACCCACAGCAGUGCCCCAGACCCGGUGGGCUAUUCAGUGCCUCGCUCCCAAACACACCGAACCGAACAUGGCCUGUCAGCUCCGGGAGACCGGACGGAAUGAGGAAUCAGUCAACCGCGCGGGGCUCGAGGCCACAGCUGCGUGGACAGGCCCAUCGCCGAGGCGGCAUCAAUGUUGCACCUUCUCCAACUCGAAUCCCUGAACCACAGAAUAAAACCCAUGCCCGGCGACGCGCAGAGACACCCACCAUCAGGCAAGCCGAAGGAAAGGGUCUUCGGACAAACCUCAUAAAUGAACUGUCGCGAACUAUGAGUCGGAGGAACGGAGGUCCCAAACAGGACCGCAGUACCGAUCGAACCUUGAUCGAUGCGUCAGGUUCUACUUGGUCGGAUUCAGAGCCAUUGCUGCUGUCAAGGACGGUUUCUGCCGAAGGUCGCACCAUUUGCGACUCAAGCGAUGCUAACACUGAAGGAAUGUCGCCAAACAAAAGAAUUGUCCAAGGUGCUGCGGAGCCCUAUGUGAACUCUGGGGACAUCCUGAAAGUUUCUACAGGGACAACAGGAGAGGAACCAGCGUUAUAUAUCCAACACUGGAGGACGAAGGGGGAUAGAAGAUCAUUGAAGUCCAGUCCAAGCCUGCCGAAGAUUAUCCAUACGACCAUUGCCGCAAGCACCCGGAGCAGCAUACGCCAGAGUUCUUCCCCAGAUACUAGUAGCCUAAUACACCACGGCGUAACGCCGACGGAGUCAACGCGCAUCCAACCGCCCGCACUUUACACAGGCCGGUCGGGAGGUGAUACUGCAGGGGGAACUUCCGAGGCCUUUGGAAGCGAUGUGGCAAAGUCAACAGAAUCAUCUCCAGUGAAAGAAAGAAUACAUUUGUUCGAAAACAUGGGUCGCCCCCUAAACAUCCAGGAGAGCGCUGCGCCAACGUCUCGACGCAAGGCGGGAGAACCACCCAAAAUCAUUGCCGAAGGAUUGCACGUGGAGAAGCGGCAAACCAUGGCAACGCAGGCUCGCAUCCCAAACGCUGCGAUCCGUGUCCCUGACCGGUCGCCGAAAGAUCCCAAGCGGGAGUCGAGCUUUUCGUUCAAGGCCACGUUCCGGAAGAUCUCAAAAUCCAACAAGAACUUCGAGAGCAGACUACCCUCCGUAACCAAGACCGUCACUGGCUUCAGGGCAACACCCUCCCUCGAGCUCCUCAACAAGACUGCCAAAAUUGCCCCUCGGCCUAUCCACAAGGCCCACCUGAACGCCAAACCUACCCCCGCCCACAGAAGCAACGGCACGCCAAACGAAGACCACUCGGCGUGGACCAAGCCACCGACCCACGUAAAUAGCAAUACUGGCAUGACCACGGGUAUGUCAUGGGGCCGCCGCGCUGCAGCUGCGGCACUGGACAUCGGGCGCCGCUUCAAGACCCAAACUCAGACACAAACCCGCAAGGCCAGUACCUCGGGGCCGUCGGCCCUGUCAUACACACCGCCAGCGAACACCAUCCCCGGUAGUAUCGUGGGGGGUGACGGUGGGGAAUCCUAUGGCGACGAAACAGUUAUGGGCGUGGCACUAACGGCAGGGGAUGCUGAACCCGAAGUGGGAUGGCACUCACGCUCGGGUAUGGCCAUGGGUGGCAUGGUGCCGUCGGGGUAUGGCUGUGAUCGCGGGGGGUAG